Molecule: messenger RNA, 2268 nt
Organism: Fibroporia radiculosa
Lineage: Eukaryota; Fungi; Basidiomycota; Agaricomycetes; Polyporales; Fibroporiaceae
Exons: 17
Coding region: 1-2268 (755 amino acids)
Biological process (GO): rRNA processing
Cellular component (GO): nucleus; cytoplasm; ribonucleoprotein complex
Molecular function (GO): GTP binding; ATP binding; RNA binding
Source: RefSeq, a predicted model, not a curated record
AUGGCCCAGGUGAGGACUGCUGCGUUCCCUGGCCGUGGCACACCUCAUAUAACUCCCCCUACUCCUCCCAGCCUCCCCGUCGCGCGCUCGUGUCUCUACUUACCCGGCUGGGAAGCCCCUCGCCUAUGCGGCGCCCAAGAAGAUUCAACACGGUCGUCCUCGGAGGUGCGCACGCGUCCUGCUCGCACUCACUCUCCCACCUCUUACCCGUCCGUAGCUGGAGGAGUCGGCAAGUCCGCUCUUACAAUACGCUUCGGCCGCGACGAGUUCAUCGAGCGGUACGACCCUACAAUCGAAGACGAGUACCACUGUAAUCUCAUCGUAGAUGGCGAACACUUCAAAAUUGACAUUGUGGAUACGCCCGGGGUCGAGCAGUUUACGGCGUUAAACGAGCGCUAUCUGAAGAAUGGAAGCGGGUUUCUUCUCGUCUUCAGCCUCACAGAAGAAUCUAGCCUCAGAGAACUCGAUGUAGUCAGGCAGCAAAUAUACCAGGCCAAAGGCACAGAUGGCAAUGUCCCCAUCGUUGUCGUUGGUACCAAGCUGGACCUGACCAGCGAGCGGCAAGUAUCCAGAGCGACGAUUCAAGCGUAUGCCGAACGAUGGAAACUGCCAUUCUACGAAACUUCUGCUAAACGCAACUGGCAUGUAGCGGAAGUAUUCGAAGACCUUAGCUACGGUGGCAGUGGUGGCUAUGGCGGCGGCGGUAGUUACGGUGGAGGCGGAGGUGGUGGUUAUGGUGGUGGCUUUGGCGGAGGAGGAUAUUCUGGUGGAGGAGGCUGGGGUGGCGGCGAAGAUAGAAUGGGUCAUUUGGGGAGCGGCUUGCGCACCGUUGAUUGGAGUGCGCACAAGCUUGAGCGAUUCGAGAAAAACUUCUACAUCGAGGACAAGCGGGUAGCUGCCCUCAGCGACAGAGAAGUCGAGGAGUUCAGACGAACUAAGGAGAUGAAAGUUCAAGGCAGGAGUGUUCCUAGGCCCGUUUCCUCUUUUGAUGAGCUUGGUUUCCCUGAGUACAUUAUGUCGACUAUUCGAGCACAGGGCUUCCCCGCUCCUACACCGAUUCAGUGUCAGGCGUGGCCUAUGGCACUCUCGGGCAGAGACGUCGUUGCCAUCGCUCAGACCGGUAGUGGGAAGACCAUUUCUUUUGCCCUUCCUGCCAUGCUGCACAUCAAUGCCCAACCGUUACUGGCGUCUGGUGAUGGGCCUAUUGCCUUGAUAUUAGCACCUACGCGUGAGCUUGCUGUACAAAUUCAGCAGGAGUGCACGAAAUUCGGGUCGAACUCGAAGAUUCGCAACACCGCUAUCUACGGUGGUGCUCCCAAGGGUCCUCAGAUCCGCGAUCUGCAACGAGGUGUCGAGAUUGUGAUUGCAACCCCGGGGCGACUCAUCGAUAUGCUUGAGACGCAAAAGACGAAUCUGCGACGUGUGACAUAUCUAGUCAUGGACGAGGCCGAUCGCAUGUUGGAUAUGGGUUUCGAGCCUCAGAUCAGGAAAAUUGUCGGUCAAAUUCGUCCCGACAGGCAGACUCUGAUGUUCAGCGCCACCUGGCCAAAGGAUGUUCAAAAGCUUGCCAAUGAUUUCCUGAAAGACUUUAUUCAGGUUAACAUUGGAUCGAUGGAACUCACUGCCAACCACAAUAUCGCGCAGAUCGUUGAAGUUUGCAGUGAUUUCGAGAAGCGUUCUAAAUUGAUCAAGCAUCUGGACCAAAUCAGCCAGGAGAACGCCAAGGUUUUGAUCUUUGUAGGCACCAAACGAGUGGCAGACGACAUUACCAAGUACCUUCGGCAAGACGGAUGGCCGGCGUUGGCCAUCCACGGUGACAAAGAACAACGUGAACGCGAUUGGGUGCUGAGCGAAUUCAAGGCUGGGCGCUCACCCAUUCUGAUUGCUACGGAUGUGGCGUCGCGUGGUCUCGACGUGAAGGAUGUUGGAUAUGUCAUUAACUAUGACUUCCCCAACAACUGCGAAGACUACAUCCAUCGUAUUGGUCGUACAGGACGUGCCGGUAUGAAGGGAACUUCGUAUACUUACUUCACUACCGACAAUGCCAAGUCCGCGCGGGAGUUGAUUAGUAUUCUUCGCGAGGCAAAAGCUAUUGUUCCUCCUCAAUUAGAGGAGAUGGCCAUGUAUGGCGGCGGUGGUGGCGGUCGUAGCCGAUAUGGCGGCGGCGGCGGAGGGCGUGGUCGCGGUGGAGGCGGUGGCGGUGGCGGCGGCGGUGGCAGGUAUGGUGGUCAUGAUAAUGGCUAUGGUGGAAGGAAUGAUCGCUGGUAA